UAUCACCAUCUAGUAUGAACAUCAGAUGGUUAAAUGGCUCAUCCACAUUCAAGGCUGGUGAGAUAGCAAUCAUCAAGGUCAAUAUGAUUGAUCAUGCUGGCCAUGAUGUAAAUCCAUUCCCCAGUGAAAAUGCCAUUCCUUUUACCCUUUUCGUGAACGGAACAAAAGGAAACAGUUCAUAUGUAUCAGGUGUCUCAUCAUCUUUUGAUGUAAAUUCUAUUUCUUGGAGUAUCUCAUUUACCCCGUUGGUGGUUGGGUUAUUUUCUGCAAACGUCAGUGCUGAUCAUGUUGGACUCUUCAAUUCUUCACUUCAUUUUAGUGUCACUGCAGGACCAAUCUACCCAUCUGCCUGUAUGGUCAAAUGGAAGGAUUUGGAAAAUGAGUUUGUGGCUGGAUCAAAAGCUAAAAUUUCCAUACGUCCUAGUGAUGCAUUCGGAAAUGACAUACCCUUAAUGAACAUCUUGGGGCAGCCACAAAACUAUAUGCUGUCAGUGUUUUCUAGAGAUGGUCAUGUCGUAGAUGUGCUGAAUGUUACUUCUUUGGUGGAGGAGGAAACCAGCCAGGUUGUUGUUGAAUUCAUUAUCUCAACAGCUGGAACCCUCUUUUUACAUGUUGAGGUUGAAAAUCAGUCUUUACGUGGAUCUCCUCUGCCUUUUCUUGUAAAUCCAGGACCUUUGGAUAUCACCAAGUGCUUUGCCAAGUGGAAUCAUGAAACAAAUUUUUUGCAAGUGUUUUCCUUGUUGGAGAUCUUUAUAUAUCAGCAAGAUGUGUAUGGAAAUCUAGUAUCGGGUUGGCAUUCCUUUGAUGCUGAUAUUAUGAUGAAAUCAACAAACUUAUCUGUCCCCAUAACAGAUACGAAUUUUGAGGAGGUUCGGCCAGGCAUUCAGUCAUUGACCUUUACAGUAACUGAACCAGGGGAAUUCAUAUUAACUAUCUUUGACAGCGUGACGCUUCAGAACAUUUUUAAUAUGCCAUACAACUAUACUGUUUAUAUAGGCUAUUGCCAUGGUUCAAACAGUGUUGUGAACGGAUCUGGCCUAGCAGUCUCAGUUGCUGGUCGGGUUUCUUACUUUUCUAUUUAUCUUGAAGACGCUUAUCAUAACCCUUCUCCUAUUGAACUAACAAGGCUUCGAGUACAAAUUUUAAGGAGAAGUGACUCUUACAGUGUGCUUCCAAAUAUAUCAGGUUUGCUGCUUCCAAACAGUUGCCUUCCAGAUUCAACCGGAGGAUCCAUUCACUGUGUUAAGUGGGUUGAUAUUAAUAAUUUUGCAUUGUCUAGUACCAUGAAUGACACACUUGAUAGAGGUAAGGUGGAAAGCUCUACUUUCAACGUCAGUUAUGCAACAGAAAAGUCUGGAAUUUAUGAAGUUUGGGUGUUCUGUGGAAAUAUUCCUUUGAAUUCUGGAAAAUCAUUUACAUUGGACGUGUCACCAGGAAAGGUUGAUGUUAAUACUUCAAGCAUUCAAAAGAUUAACCGUGCGGUAAGAAGUCAGGUUGACAAUGCAGUCCUGAUUCAACUUACUGAUUCCUUCAUGAAUCCUGUCUAUUCCCAAAAGUCAAAGCUGAGAUUUGUUGUUGAUCCCAAACUCAGCUCGAGUUUUACAAGUGGCUUGUUUGAGGACUACGAGAAUGGAUCGUAUGUGGGGUAUUAUGUGGCAAACCAAACAGGAAACUAUGAAGUAUGUAUCUUAUAUCAGGACCAAAAGUUAGAUCCUUGUCCAUUUGAAGUCCAAGCAUAUGAUAGCGAUCAUUUUCCUGAAGCAAAAAACCUUAGUCUUUCAAUUUGGGAGGAUGAAUCAGUAGCUUUCGAUAUACAGACAGCUGUGCGUUUCUCAAGUGCAAAUAUCAGUAUUCUUGGAACUCCUAAGCCACACUAUGGAACACUCCUUCAACAUGGUACGCUGCUUAGAUAUACACCAUAUAAAGGUUUUUUUGGAAAUGACACGUUCUCUUUCACCAUAUCUGAUGCAAAUGAUAAUGUUGCUACGGGAUUUAUUAUGAUAUCUGUACUCAACAGCCCUCCUCAAUUUAGUUCUUUACCAGUGCAGCUGCAAGCAGUGGAGGACGUUGUAUGCCCCAGAUUCGGAGGUUAUUCUGGAUUUGAGAUUAAGUAUUCCAAUAUAAUGGAGAACAUAUCCGUUACUCUCAGUACCCAGUCUGGCUCGAUUUUGUUUUCCUCAUCUUCUCUACAGAGCUGGCAGACAGACUUUCAUAGCUACCAAGUUGAAAUUUCUACCUUGAGAAGGGAGAGGUUAAUAGAGGAGGUUCUUCUUGUUGGGCCUCUUGAAGUAAUUAAUUCAGCUCUUCAGUCAAUUCAAUAUCUCGGAAACAAAAACUUCUUUGGAACAGAUGUGAUGACCAUAUCAUUGAAAAACAGAUAUGGCGUACAAUAUGCUCAAGUGCCAAUUUUAGUGGAGCCAGUCAAUGAUCCUCCAUAUGUCACUGCUCCUAAAUAUUUCAUCCUGAAGGGUGAGGAAUUCACCAAUGGAAUGCAAAUCUAUGACAAGGAGGUUGACAAUUUUGACUUCUCUAUUGGAGAUCCAGAUAGCAUCUAUUUUCCAGAUAUUAAUCAGUUCAUACUUGCUCUUUCGAUGGAAGUUAGCUCUGGGGUGCUGAUUGCUAGACUACAUGUCAGCGUUAUUGAUACUGUUGAAUUGAAAUUGAAGGGGAGCAACCACUGGCAGCCCCUUGAUUUCUUUGUCAUCAUCAAAGAUCAUGUUGUUAUUGAAGGGAAAGGAAUCAGAUUUCGUGGAAAAAUUGAGGAAUGCAACAAUGCAUUGCAGCAUGUCUUAUAUCAGGGCAGAGCUACAGGUGCUGUUUUGACUAUCACAGUGAAUGACAUGGGCAACUAUGGUUGUUAUCCGGAAGACUGUAGUUGGAUGAAAACAGCACCACUUCUCACAAGAAUCAAUAUCGAUAUCAUCAAAAGAGGCCCACUGAGACCACUUUUAGCCCGCUCUCUAGGAGCGGCUAUAGUUUUGGGAUUCGUCACAACUCUCUUGCUUGGGACUAUGCUCUUAUUUUUCAGUUGCAAAUGUGCACUUGCUCUUAAGAAAAAGGGAAAACAGAUUUCAAGUGCGGAUGAUAUUGGCGUCGUUAAAACAGAAAAUUUUGGUGACUCGGAGACUAGCUCGCCUUCGUCAGAAAGCAUGACAUAUUUCACUGGCUGUUCAAGUCCCUUUUUACUGGGGAGAUAUGACUCCAGGUUUAGGCGUAGAUAUCGAAGGGGCUUAAGGUCAGAAGAAUCUAACAAGGACGAGAAUCUGUCGGAUCCAUACUGCCCAAGCGAGAAGGCCAGCCACAGCCGCAACUACAGCCUUCCAACCGACCUGAUCCGCUCGUUUCAGCCUUACCAGGAAGAGCGCGAUGGAAGAGGAUCUCUACGCCUUGACUGAGCGUGGAAUCAUGAUUUCUUUCAAGCGUACACAAUGGAUUUACAUAGGGGGCCUUUUAAACGAGUCUCCGACCCUCGAAGCUUUUGUUUUGAUUUUGUGGGUUAUUAUUUGGCCCACCUAGAAAAUAGGCUCUGACAGCAUGCCCCAGCAAUGAUA
Nymphaea colorata (pocket water lily) is the source of this 3551-nucleotide messenger RNA. Its product is annotated as protein GAMETE EXPRESSED 2. The record is from RefSeq and is a predicted model, not a curated record. The coding region runs from base 15 to 3395 and encodes 1126 amino acids. Gene Ontology annotation, biological process: pollen sperm cell differentiation; actin cytoskeleton organization. The transcript has 16 exons. NCBI's taxonomy places the organism in Eukaryota, Viridiplantae, Streptophyta, Magnoliopsida, Nymphaeales, Nymphaeaceae. Gene Ontology annotation, molecular function: actin filament binding.